GUUGGUCCCUCUGGGUAAAACAUCUGUUUUUACUGCUACUUCAUCAGAUGAAUCUGUUUUUGGAUUGGGCCCUACCAGCCUAUAUGAUGUGUUUGGAUGAACUCUUCAAUUGUCAAGCUUUUAACAAGACCUGUGCUUGAUCUAGACUAAUUUUUCUGUUGUGCAUCAGAGAAGUUUGAUGGAUUAACUUUAUCCGGGAGUCUGUUUCUGGCUGUGUUGUUGGUUUUUAAGAGCGUGACUAUGUUGCGAAGAAGAAGUGAUUUUUUUGUUUUCUUGGACAGUAGUUUCUCCACAAUAUCAGAAAAGGAAGAGGAAAAGGAAGAGCCGCUGAGCCCUUAUGAAGAAUAUCUGCAGGUGCUGCUGCAGAUGAAGAUGACCAGUGCUGAUCAGUUUGACAACUUGGAGAAACAUACACAGUGGGGGAUCGAAUUUGUUGAGAAGUACACCAAAUUUGUCAAGGAGAGAUCUGAGAUCGAAAUCAACUAUGCAAAACAAAUUAGGAAUUUAUCAAAGAAGUAUCAACCCAAGAAGAACUCAAGAGAAGAGGAAGAGAGCAAGUACACCUUCUGUCGAGCCUUCUUGACGACACUUAAUGAGUUAAAUGACUACGCGGGUCAACACGAGGUUAUAGCCGAGAACCUGACGGCUCAAAUCAUCAGCGAGCUGUCACGCUACCUGCAGGAGCUCAAGUCCGAGAGAAAAUCACACUUCCAUGAUGGGCGUAAGGCACAGCAGCACAUUGAAAGCUCGUGGAAGCAGCUGGAAUCGUGUAAAAGAAGGUUUGAGAGAGACUGUAAAGAGGCGGACAGAGCACAGCAAUACUUUGAGAAGAUGGACGCUGACAUUAAUGUGACUAAAGCAGAUGUGGAAAAGGCACGACAGCAAGCUCAGAUGAGGCACCAGAUGGCUGCUGACAGUAAGGGCGAUUACUCCUCCUACCUGCAAAAGUUCAACCAGGAGCAGAAUGAACAUUACUAUACGAUUAUCCCUAACAUAUUUCAGAAACUUCAAGACAUGGAGGAGAAAAGAAUCGAGAGGUUAGGUGUGUGCAUGAAGACGUUUGCGGAUGUGGACCGCCAGGUGCUGCCCAUCGUGGGGAAAUGUUUAGACGGAAUGACAAAAGCUUCAGAGUCCAUUGAGCCCAAGUCUGACUCAAAGCAGGUGGUUGAAGCCUACAAAUCAGGGUUCGAGCCCCCGGGAGAUGUGGAGUUUGAGGACUACGGCCAGGCCAUGAAGAGGACGGCAUCUGAAAGCAGCCUGUCCAACUCCAGAGAGGUCAAAGAGAAGUCCACCAGCAAGAGCAAGGGCAAACUGUGGCCUUUCAUUAAGAACAAGAACAAGCUUAUGUCCCUGUUAACGUCCCCCCACCAGCCCCCACCUGCCCCCCCAGCCACAUCCCCGCCCUCACCCUCUGCUGUUCCCAACGACCCCCAGUCUCCCAAGCAGCAAAAGGAGCCCCUCUCACACCGCCUCAACGACUUCAUGACCUCCAAACCCAAAAUGCACUGCCUCCGGAGCCUGAGGCGAGGGCUUUCUCUCAAGCUGAUCACACUCAAUUCCCACGUCCGGAAUCUCAUUGAGUGUUGUGUGCAGGGAGAAAGGGGAUCCGGACCAGAGGACUUCAGCCACCUGCCGCCUGAGCAGAGGAGGAAGAAACUGCAGGGCAAGAUAGAUGAACUGAAUAAGGACAUUCAGAAAGAGAUGGACCAGAGGGACGCCCUAACUAAGAUGAAAGACGUGUAUGUGAAGAACCCUCAGAUGGGAGACCCGGCAAGCGUAGACCCCCGGCUAUCAGAAAUAGGACAGAACAUCGAGAAGCUUCAGUUUGAAGUGCAGAAAUUUGAGGGUUGGUUAGCAGAAGUAGAAGAAAGGAUGCCAUCCAAGAGCGAUACACAUAGAAGAAGUGGAGUCUACGAGACGCAGAACAGCACAACAGUGAGCAACAAUUGUGCUCAGGACAGAGAGAGGCCUUUGAGCAGCCCGGAUGGCAGCUACACAGAGGAGCAGAAUUCAGAGACUCAGGUCAAAGCCAACCCCAACCCCACCCCGCCCACCAACCCCACGUCCACCACGCCGGAGUUCGAUGACGAGUUUGACGACGAGGAGACCCUGCCCACCAUCGGCACCUGUAAAGCCUUGUACCCAUUUGAAGGUCACAACGAGGGUACUAUCUCUGUGGUGGAAGGCGAGCUGUUGUACGUUAUCGAAGAAGAUAAAGGCGACGGAUGGACACGAGUGCGCAGAAACGAGGACGAGGAGGGAUACGUCCCAACGUCCUACAUUGAGGUCUUUUUGGAAACAAAUGCCAAAGAUUCCUAAAAGUGUGAGGCUGGCUGAGGAAUGGCAGGGCAAGCAGCCUCGGAGGAAAAAAACCCACCGUGUUCCUCAAAACGCUCACAAAGUCAGAGCGACAAAGUGAAAGAUGACCUGAAUCUAAAAGAGAACGCAUCUCAAUUUUCCAAAAACCGUUAUGUAAAAAAACAAAAAAAAAAAAAAAAAAAACAACACGUAUCAUUAGCGUAACGCUUCCUCUUCGAAACUCUACGGUGUGAACCAUAAGAGAAAUCCAUCUAAAUUGUAGUGCCCAUAACCUUUUCAUUCUUAACACCCAUACAGCUCUCACAAAGACAACAAAAACAAUUCGCUUUUUGUUUUUUGCUUUGCUUUUUUUUUAACGUGACUAACUCCGCUUGCGCCACGCGCCGUCAUGAACGUGGCUGUUGGCUUCCUUUUGCUCUGAGCAGCCCUGUUUCUCCUUACCUUUGCCCCUUUUGCACACACACAUAUGGAAGAGGGUGUGGUCAGAGACAGGACGGAAACCAGCAGGAGCAACAGGGGAGGGCGCCGUCGACAAAUGACCAGCUGGAGGAAGCCAUGUUGCCCUCUCCUCCUCACCCCCCUCUCUCCCCCUUCCCUCCUCCACCUCCAUCCGGCCGCUGUGUUGAUAUGUAUGAGUCAUGAACACAGACUGCACAACACAGACCCAGAAUAAAUCCCAUGAGACUUGACUAAAACAACCAUAUUUGCAGGUCGCAACCCAACUGGAAACGGAGAAGAGUGAAGGUGCUAAAUCUGCGUAUCUGAUACAUGUUUGUUCGUCUUGUUUCCAGUGUGUGUGUGUGUGUGUGUUUUUGUGCGUGUGUUUUUUUCUCCACUCCCACAUAUCCAGGAAGAACUGGAGGGAAAAAAAAGGAGGAUGAUCACUCGCCAUCACUCUUAUCCAACUCUUCCUGUGUUUGUCACUGGUGUCUGAUCCUCUCUCUGACCACACCCCUCUCCCCCCCUUGACCGCUCGUUCCCCCUUCCUCCUUGCCUCUCACUUACCCUCCCCUCCCCUCCCUGACCCCCCCACCCACCCACCUUCAAGCAGCUCAGACUAUCUAUCCCUUUGGCUGCUUUGAGCCCUCUUUUUUGCAACAGCUCGGGGGGCCCGGGGGCCUCUCAGCGUUGUGGUGUGUGCUGCAUGCUUGCCCUGUCUUCCUCCUCGCCUCCCCCCUUACCCAGAGCAGGGCGCGGGGGGGUGUUUUGGUCAGCUUACGCCUCCUCCUCCAGCCUUUCUGUUCAGUUAACUCUCAUUGCCUGGUCAUGACUAUAUGGAUUAACCUGAAUGCCACUGUUUGGGUUCAGUGCCUGUGGUUCUUUAUGUUUUUUUCUGUUGAUGGUUCAGAUGGCAUGAUUCCCUGAUCUCCUCCUCCUCACAGUGUUCCCCGAAAAAGCAAAAAAAAAAAAAAAAACUGUCAAGAAAAGCCGACAUAGGGACCCGAAAUGUUGUUUUACUGAAUGCUAGGUAGGUCACGGAUGUCUUGUGCAUUUGUUAUACUGUAAGUAAACAGUACGGUAUGUAUGUAAACUUGUUACUAUCGUAUGUGUUGAUCAGAGUGUUUUAAUGCAAGUCGAUGUUAGUUUACAGUUCAACACCACUCGGUCCAAGCAAGAAGUUCACCCAGAAAAUCAAACCGACCAUUCAUGUCUGUGGGGACGGGCCACUUCCUGUCUACUGUAUAUGAAAAUAUACUGUGAUCCACAUUUUCCUGUGAGUCUGUGACUGAAACGACACAACCUGUUUGGGCCUUAUUAUUAACUGGGUUUGUUUUUUUUUUUUUUUAUUCUGUUCAACCACUGAGAGAUGAGAGAGUGAUGCUGAUGUGAAAAAGGAUUAAGAUGUGAUUUUCUUACAAGUCGUCGGGGCAAUUUCAGAGUUUUAUAAUCGUGAAACUAGACAUAAAUAAUGUCCACUGAUUCCCCUGCUCUAUGGCACAUACAUGAUUUUAACAAUUUUGUUUUAUAUUUGACAAGUUGAUGAGAUUCUGCUUUGUUUGUUUGUUUGUUUUAUUGUUUGUUUAUUUUUAAAGCUGGAAAUCUAUGUUGUAGCCUACUCUGCCUGAAUGGGACUAAAAAAACACAAAACAAAACCCCCGACUGCAAAUAUGAAUAACAUUUACAUUGUUUUGUGUUGUUGAUGAAGCCAUUGUUAAAUAUUCAUCCGAUGCAAAAUGUUAUAACACUUCUUACAUGAAGGAGUGGUAGAAAUAAUGACCAUCUGGACUCUCGAUGGAAGGAAUGAUCCAAAUCCCUGCUGUGGCAUCGUAAUCAAACUUUAAAGACGAACCCUGAUUGUUUUAAUGCCACCCAUCUCUUGAUAUGUCAAGAUAUCAAACAACAUUUUUUUUUUUUUCUUCUUCAAACCAUCGAUAAGUUGAUAUUGAAGAGGCACAGAUCACCGCUUCGAGGCAGCAGUAGCGUGAUAGUGUCUAGUCUACCUGCCAGAGACCACCACAAACCUUUAAGUCAAUGCCCCAGAAUAACCUGCGUGUACAGACAGUGGAAACGACGCGUUGGAAUUAGAGAGAAUAUAUAUGAAUAUAUAAAUAAAGUUUAAAAAGGAAAACAUCUAUUUUAACUAUUGAGAGUCUUACCAUUACUUUAUCUGCUUUGCAAAGUAAGACUUCUUUUCCUUUUGUGAGGUCUACCAAAUGGUGUGUUUUUGCACUUUUUCGUUUGUGUUCCAUUUGGUAGCCUAUGCUUGUGUUUCAGAGCACUGAAUACUUUGUAUUGUGUUUACUGUGCCAAUUAAAUAUGCCUGGAAACUAAA
Sphaeramia orbicularis (orbiculate cardinalfish) is the source of this 5092-nucleotide messenger RNA. RefSeq names its product formin binding protein 1b (gene fnbp1b). Gene Ontology annotation, biological process: signal transduction; endocytosis. NCBI's taxonomy places the organism in Eukaryota, Metazoa, Chordata, Actinopteri, Kurtiformes, Apogonidae. Bases 241 to 2319 code for a protein of 692 amino acids. The transcript is spliced from 19 exons. Gene Ontology annotation, molecular function: protein binding. The record is from RefSeq and is a predicted model, not a curated record.